AGGAUUGAUGAUAUUGCACGAACGUUGACGAUCGCUACUUUUGGGUUCACGAACAAUUAUUUCGAUUGAUCCUCAUUCACGAUCGCUUUUUUCAAUGCUCUUGUUCAAUUAGGUUUUUUUUUUCUCUCGAAAAGAGCAUUUCUAUAUUACACAUCGAGCUUGUUCUAUGCAAAAGAGUAAUGCUGUAUCCUGCCACAUCGUACGUCUUAUUUAAACUACCAGAAACAUCUAAAGGAUACAUGCUUUGUAUACCGUCAAGUACGAGAUAUCGUGUGCCGACAUUGUGAGACGAUAAUGGGUAAAAACGGAUGAGACUGCAGACGAAGUAAAAAGAGUAGUCUCAGUGAGGAGUUGCUUGGGAUGUAGCGGAUCUAUAGGGAAGAACUGUUGAUAGUCGUGGAGAAGAUUGGAAAGGUUUGAGGCUUCAUGUCGGGCUGUGCCAUGACGUACCCUUGGUCGAUGUCCGUGAGUGUCGCAAGUGUCGAAAAGAAUCGUCUGGGACUAGGGGAUUAAAGGGAUGGACGAAAUAAUCGACGGAGAAAGCGACGGUAGGGAAGACGGUAGCGGAUUAAAGCGGGCGGUGGGUGUCGUGGGUGUUACGGCAGUCGAUGAUAUAUAAAUGGGAUGCCGCCGUAGUGGUUUGAGGGAGGGAGGGCUCAACGUCGAUACGUAUACAACGAUCAGUAUUAGUCGACACAGCGGUGGGGGGUGGCCGAUUGAUCUUUGUACCAGUGUAUUCUGCGAAAAGCCGAGAAAAGUGCUUGAAAAAAUCGACGCCAGUGUCGUUCGUUGAUGGCAUGUUGAUUGUGACAAUGCGAGCGAAAGAACGAUGAGAGCAUAGAUGUAGGUAACGCGUGUACCAGAAUGGUGCGAGGAAGUGAGGGUGCGAUAAGGGAAAUUUAAACGCGUUAAGAAACAACGAAUUCGAAUCGCGUUGAGAACUUUGCCGUUGAGACGGUGGAUUUCUGCACUUUAUCUGCACUUCAUGAAAUCAACUGAAAGCUGUAAGGGCGAUCAGACGAACAUAUAGAUGUAGAGACAGAUCGAUGGAGAUUGCCGCCAGGGAACACGAGGGAAAGGACGAUUAUUAAGAUUGAGCGAUCAUAGUGAGAGAAGAAAAGUGAAAGGUGGAGGAGAAGGAGGAGGAGGAGGAGAAGAAGAAGAAGAAAGAUGACGAAGGCGAAGGCGAGCCGUGUGGGGAUAAAGAACGUGAGAGUUGAGAAUGAAGGUUUUUACCUUUGUUUUUAGGAAGCGACAUGAAAAAGGAAAGUACUGUAAAAGACAAUAGAUGGAAGAAAGGCGUGGACUGGAAGUAGUUGAAAAAGAAAUGAUUACGAGCUCUCGAAGGAAUGUGCUUAGGCGGUAGGGCGGCGGCACCGCGGCGAAGGCGCCGAUGGUGGUGGUGUUGGUGGUUUAGGAGUCGAAGGAUGAUGUCGUGGUUUACGGUAGUUCAAAUGGUGGGAAUGAUUGGAAUAUUGGCGAUGCUCCGAGUCGCUGAGGGUUGUCCGAGCAUGUGCGCAUGCAAAUGGAAAAGUGGUAAGGAAUGGGUAGAGUGCGCGAAUAGGAAACUGAAGACCGUGCCCCAGGGCGCCCGAGAGGAGACACAGGUUCUUGAUCUCUCGGAGAAUCAGCUAUUCGAGCUGACGUCCGAGAGUUUUCUCGUUCUCGGGCUAACGAACCUUCAAAAGCUUUACUUGGGAAGAUCGAAGAUAAGUAAAAUUUCGGAACGUGCGUUCCUAGGGUUGGUAGGCCUCGUGGAGCUUGAUCUGUCGGGUAAUCUCAUUCAUGCCGUGCCAUCCGAAACAUUCACCUCGUAUCCAGGCCUAAUGCGCUUGAUUCUAAAUGACAACCCGAUACGAACAAUCGCGCGCGAUGCAUUCGCUCCACUCGGCCACCUAACCAACCUCGAGCUGAGUCACUGCCAGCUGGAGUUGAUUGAGAGCGGAGCCUUCGCAGGUUUGCACUCGCUCGAAUGGCUGCGCCUCGAUGGUAACAUUCUUGAGCGGGUGCCAGAAGGUACCCUGCCCCUCGGUGGGAACCUUCACGGCCUGAGUCUACAUAACAAUACCUGGUUCUGUGAUUGCCGGCUUCGACCUUUACACGUAUGGCUCAAGGAAUCACUGGCCAACGUGCCCCAGGAGACGGAACCCAUUUGCCAUUCGCCCGGACGACUUCAUGGUCGACAAAUUAAAUCGGUCAAGUUCGGGGAGCUGGCGUGUCUUCCGCAAAUAACACUGAAGGAGCAUCUCGAGGCUUACGAAGCGAGCAAUCUCAGCAUUCACUGUAACGUAGCAGCGAUACCUGCCGCCCGCAUCACUUGGCUCUUCAACGGGGAACCUUGCGAGCCGCGUAUCGAGAAUUACUCGCUUCCAGGCUCUGCGACAUCUUCUACUACGUCUUUUCAGAGGUACGUCCAUCGGCAGCGUGGGAUCGAGAAUGCGACGAGCACUCUUCUCGUACAAACCCUCGAACCAACCGACGAGGGGACGUACAGUUGCGUGGCCGACAAUGCUGCAGGCAUCGUUGAAGCGAAUCUCUCGUUGCGCGUACUUCUGCGCGAGAAGGUGACGAUCGAGCCGCCUCUCGAUCAACCGAGCACCGGGUACGUCGCGGCGGUCGCUGCGGGUGCUCUCGUAGGAACCCUACUGGCUCUUGGCUGUAUCGUUGGAGGUGUUUUUCUUUGCACUAAGCGACGUCGAGAUUGCAAGAGAAAUGCCAGUAAGCCUCUCGUUUCUCAAAGCAAGGUCAUCGCGCCUAUUGUGAAGGAAAGAAAAAAGAGUAUGAAUUUAUUUGAUCAGCGCAAUCAUCUACAUCAGCAACAUCAGGUAGAGCAAAAAGAGCAUCAUCAUCAUUAUCAUCAUCAUCAUCAUCAUCAACAACAACAACAGCAGCAGCAGCAGCAGCAGCAGCAGCAGCAGCAGCGGCAGCAGCAACAACAAGAAGAAGAGCACCAACAGGAUCAACAGCAUCAAGUUAAUACGACGGAGAGAUCGCGCAAACCAAUGAACAAUCAGACGUUACACGUGGCAUAUCCGAGGGUCAACCUGCUCGAUUCAAGACGGGACUCAUUUGAAGCAACAUACGGGGAUGUAUCUGCAUCCAAGUACUCGACGGAGCCCGACCUGAUAAACGAGGUGACGGAGUCGAACGACGGCGGGUACGAGGCAGCCGCAUAUCGGCAGCAGCUUGCCGACGCUUGUUCCGUUCUUGACGGUUACGAGUCGGCACGCUCAACACCGCCAUUCACAGUACAGCCUGAGUUACGUUCCAGUCAUUUGCAGCACUUGCACCCCCAUCCUCAUCUUCGUCCACAUCCACAUAUGAGCUGUCUCGACCAAGAUGGCUAUCCUUUGAAUUUCGGCCUGCCAAAGGUCCCGCCGUUCAACAACGUCAGUACACUGCCUCGACCACGACAGCGUACAUCCCUCGAAGGAAUGGCGGCUGUCCCAGUUGAUCGCUAUUGCCGCGAGGCUGAGUUUCUCGCUAGGUCGCCACCAUACGCAGUUUGCGUGCCGCGCCCGGACGCUAGAUACACCGCCGAGGGUUAUCCCUAUUCGGCGACACAUCCAGUUCAGUAUCCUCGACAAGGUCUGAAGUUUCAUCAUCACCAUCACCAUCAACAGCAUCACAAUAAUUAUACCUAUCAGCAACAUCAGUUUCGAUAUCAAGAAUCAUCUCUGAAACUCCAAGUUGCCCCGGUAAAUACGAGCAGCACGACGAACACAAAGAUCACUAUGGCUACCCCUGAACCCUCGGCGUUCAUACCAUCGCCUCCAGCAGCUUAUCGUGGAGAAUCAAGUCCUGCAUCACCACGUUCCUUUCUCGACAAAAGCGGAAACUCUAGCGUCACCGAGGCAGCCCCGAUAACAAUGACCACUGCGUCUGCUUCUGGAUCAGCAUCUGGGACUUCAACAUUGACAUCCGUGUCGACAAUCGGUCCCGUAGUUAGUGCAGCUCUAAGACUUAACGGAGACGUCGUUGCUGCGGAGCAUACCGAAAGCCCUGACGAGGGAUACGUCGGAGACGCAAUGGACGUCUGAUGAUUGUACGUAGCGUCCGCGCGCAUCCAAGCGUAACGACUCCUUCCUUCCUCCUCCGUAUGACUUUUUGACUUUUCCAUCAAGAGUCAUCGAAUCGAGUAUUCGAAGGACCUCAUUGGACAUGGUCGUGGUAUGUUGCGACAUCGCUCGCGUUUGGCCUAGCGUGUAAUAAUUAUUUAUGGAUACAAUUCGCGACACUUGUAUCAAGUUGAAUCGUGCAUUGCGUAAGGUGCAAUAGUGAUUUAAUACUUUGAGCCCUUAUUGAUACGAAGGUACUGAGCGAUAUAAGCGGUGAGUAAAAUCGCGACAAGUGUGUUUGCUUAGCGCUCUUUCUGCACACCAUAGAUAGUUUGCGUUUUCGUGGUGGUGUACACGCUAACCCAUGACUUUACGAGUCGGUGGAUCGCUCCUUUUUAAACACGUGGACUCGAAAAAAAGGUACAGCGAAAAUGGAAAUGUCAGUCUUUUUCGAUUCCAUUAAUUGGGAUAGCACAUAAGCCUCAGACAUGUAAAAUGGGACAUUCGAUAUUGUAAAGAGUCACGAAUAGUCACGUAUACCAUACAGAUGUAGUGUAAUGGUCCUAAGAUUACGAGGAUACUCUUUUUUUAAGGAUUUCGAUAUAGUGAGAAUGUGUUGUUCCAUUGUAUCGAGUAGUUAUACAAAAAAUAUAUUGUUAGAAGCCACAA
This is a messenger RNA of Cephus cinctus (wheat stem sawfly), 4727 nucleotides long. RefSeq lists its product as uncharacterized. Gene Ontology annotation, molecular function: protein binding. The transcript is spliced from 3 exons. The record is from RefSeq and is a predicted model, not a curated record. Lineage: Eukaryota; Metazoa; Arthropoda; Insecta; Hymenoptera; Cephidae. Bases 1350 to 4040 code for a protein of 896 amino acids.